AUGUCGGUGAAUUGCGCAAAGACAUGUGGUUGCCCGACUGGGCCGCCUACAACACCAGCUCCAAAACCGAGAUGCGGCACCGCACCGGACAAAUCCGCCGAUUGUCAGCAGAAAAGCGGUUUAUGUGGUAGAGCGGUACGUUCUGUUUUACAAGGUUUUACACUUGGUAUCUUUGCUAAGAAGUGAAAAAAUUCAUUUCAGGAAUAUAUUCGAUUGAUGAAUAACAUAUGUCCGGACACUUGUGGUUGCGUUACAACUCAGUCUUCACAAAGUCAAGGCUGUUGGGAUCGGAUUCCAGAGUGCCCAAAGAAGUCCUAUCAAUGCUUUGUUGAAGUAAGUAUGCCCAUCGUAGACUUCGCUCUUUAUAGUAUUCUUGAACUCUAAGGAGCAGAAAUUAUACUAACUAAGCUUCACAAGUGGGCUUAUAGGCUGGAAUUAUUAUAGAUUGUUGUUGCUGCCCUGAAUAUAUAACUUGUAUACUGAAACUGCAUUUUUAGUCGUAUUUCCGUCUUAUGAAGCGGAAUUGUGAAAGAACAUGCAACUUCUGUGGGUUGAACGAAUUUCCAAAAGACAGAAAGCCACCGGCGGAUUCGAAACCAAAGCUUGGAUAA
Messenger RNA from Bursaphelenchus xylophilus (pine wood nematode), 611 nucleotides. The record is from the annotation of a GenBank genome assembly. NCBI's taxonomy places the organism in Eukaryota, Metazoa, Nematoda, Chromadorea, Rhabditida, Aphelenchoididae.